Messenger RNA from Hevea brasiliensis (rubber tree), 620 nucleotides. RefSeq lists its product as uncharacterized. Bases 61 to 564 code for a protein of 167 amino acids. Lineage: Eukaryota; Viridiplantae; Streptophyta; Magnoliopsida; Malpighiales; Euphorbiaceae. The transcript is spliced from 2 exons. The record is from RefSeq and is a predicted model, not a curated record.
CGAAGACCUUUUCCUUAUGAACUUUUCCAUAAGACCCACACUAGGAAAGGCACCUCCGAUAUGGUUGAUUCACGAGCGCAAUCAAUUAAGGAUGCAUUUUUGGCGCUUAAGGAGCAGUCGUCUCAACCACAAGAGGGGUGCAGUGACCCUCCUAUUGUAGAUGAGGUCGCACUAUAUUAUCAAGUUGUGGGGGGGGAGAAGAAGAACAGGGUUUAUGGCAUUGGAUCUCAAGCAUCAAUUUUUUACCCUAGCUCAUCACAUGGAUCAUCUUCUACUGCAUCCUAUUGUGCUCAGUCAGAGGCAAUGCAGGAAGAGAUUCAACAAUUGCAUCAGACUAUUGCAACGCUCAAGGAUAGUUUGGUUGCAAUGGAGGAGAGAGAUCGACAACGCGAGUUGAUGCUAGAGGAGAGAUAUAGACAACGUGAGCAGACAUUGGAGGAGCGCAUGCAACAAAUGAUGCAAAACAUGAUGUCACAAAUGAUGCAGGGUACGCAGUUUACAGCCCCAACUCCACAUGCGACUCAUCAAGAUGAUGGUAGAGAGGCUGAUAGUGGUGAUGAGUGAUUAUCUUGUUGAUGACAAGUAGCUUGUUUUUUUGUUAUUAUGAUAUUUUAUUUUUC